AUGGCGGCAGCGGUGGGAGCGCGGGGCACGGGGCGCUGGUUGGCGGCGCUGCGCAGCCGGGGCGCGAGCGGGGCGGCCAUGUCUUCAGAUGCGCAGUGGUUGACGCCAGAGGAGAGGAGCCAGCUUAUUCCUGACUUGAAAGCAGCAGGGUGGUCGGAGUUGAGCGAGAGAGACGUCAUCUUCAAAGAGUUCUCCUUCAAAAAUUUUAACCAGGCCUUUGGCUUUAUGUCCAGGGUUGCCCUGCAAGCAGAGAAGAUGAAUCACUACCCGGAAUGGUUCAACGUGUACAACAAGGUCCAGAUCACCCUCACCUCGCAUGACUGUGGAGGCCUGAGCAAGCGAGACAUGAAGCUGGCCCAGUUCAUUGAAAAAGCUGCUGCUUCUCGGUGAUCGCCUUCGAAACGCACGUAAAGGCCUAACGCCUGCCUCGUUUGCAGUUUUCUGAAAGCCAUUUGUGUUAAUAAAUUACGUCAGAAAUUAGUU
Rattus rattus (black rat) is the source of this 483-nucleotide messenger RNA. Its product is annotated as pterin-4-alpha-carbinolamine dehydratase 2. Bases 1 to 390 code for a protein of 129 amino acids. Gene Ontology annotation, biological process: tetrahydrobiopterin biosynthetic process. The transcript has a single exon. Lineage: Eukaryota; Metazoa; Chordata; Mammalia; Rodentia; Muridae. The record is from RefSeq and is a predicted model, not a curated record. Gene Ontology annotation, molecular function: 4-alpha-hydroxytetrahydrobiopterin dehydratase activity.